Messenger RNA from Dunckerocampus dactyliophorus (ringed pipefish), 4785 nucleotides. Its product is annotated as choline O-acetyltransferase-like. Gene Ontology annotation, molecular function: choline O-acetyltransferase activity. The transcript has 15 exons. NCBI's taxonomy places the organism in Eukaryota, Metazoa, Chordata, Actinopteri, Syngnathiformes, Syngnathidae. Bases 222 to 2111 code for a protein of 629 amino acids. The record is from RefSeq and is a predicted model, not a curated record. Gene Ontology annotation, biological process: neuromuscular synaptic transmission; acetylcholine biosynthetic process. Gene Ontology annotation, cellular component: neuron projection; cytoplasm.
CUCUCCAACACCUUCCUCCCUUCAGCAUCUUUCUCCAUGCCGCCUUUUCACGUGGAGCGUCACAGCUGAGCCUGAAAGAGCGUGCACCAGGGGGACAUGAAGUGAGGUUUCUCUCAUGUGGGAUAUGGCAGCGCGGAUGCUGGGGUCUCGCUGAUGGAGCUCGUCUGGUCAGGGUAUCAGCCGAGCAUUUGCCCUGAUUGCGUCCGACAGUGACGGUGGUGAUGCCCCUUCUGAAAAGGGACAUGGCCAGCAGCCCAGAAGGGUUGCCAAAGGUCCCUGUGCCCCCUCUCAAGCAAACCCUCGAUACCUACCUGAAGUGUGUGCAGCACCUGGUGAAGGCUGAGCAGUUUGACAAAACCAAGGCCCUCGUGGAAAAGUUCGGCGCCCCCGGCGGCCCUGGAGAGGUCUUGCAGAAGAAGCUCCUGGAGAGGAGGGACAAGAUGGAGAACUGGGUGUACGACUACUGGCUGGAAGAUAUGUACUUAAGCAACAGGUUGGCCCUCCCAGUCAAUUCCAGUCCGGUCAUGGUGUUUCCCACGCAGACCUUUAAGGAUCAUAAGGACGCUCUUAGAUAUGCUGCUCGUCUCAUUAAAGGUGUGUUGGAGUACAAGGCCCUCAUUGACGCGCGAGCGCUCCCAGUGGAGUUUGCCCGAGGCCAGCUGGCUGGGACUCCUCUGUGCAUGGAGCAGUACUCUCGUCUGUUCACCUCUUACCGCUACCCUGGCCUGAAAACAGACACGUUAAAGGUCCAGAUGAACGCAGCCUCUUCGACAUCGGAGCACGUUAUUGUAGCGUGCAAGAACCAGUUUUUCGUGUUGGAUGUAGUCACCAACAGCAAGCCACUCAGUGAGACAGAGGUCUUAUCCCAACUGGAGAAAAUCAUGUCAAUGGCAGGAAACGAGGAAGAAAGAUCGCCUCCUUUUGGUAUCCUGACAUCCGAUGGGAGAACAGAGUGGGCACAAGCCAGAGACACCCUAACAAAAGAACAAACCAACAGAGACUCUUUGGGACUGAUAGAGAGCUGCCUAUGUGUGCUAUGCCUGGAUGAACCCAGUGGGAUGAAGCCCAGUGACACCAACCGGGCCUUGCUGAUGCUUCAUGGUGGCGGUCAGGAGAAAAAUGGUGCAAAUCGCUGGUAUGACAAGUCCAUGCAGUUUGUUGUAGGCAUGGAUGGAAUAUGCGGAGUGGUGUGUGACCAUUCCCCGUUUGAGGGUGUUGUGCUGGGGCAAUGCUCGGAAUAUCUGACUAAAUACAUAGCUAGGCCUCCAUCAGAGCCUGUGAAGCAGGCCAGUGCAAGGAAGUUUGCUGCUCCAAGAAGACUUCUCUGGAAAUGCAACCCCCAAAUACAGGGACUCUUUGCGACAUCAGGAGAGCGACUCCAGAGGCUGGUGAAUAAUUUGGACAUGGACGUUUUCAAAUUCAAAGAUUAUGGAAAAGAAUUCAUCAAGAAGCAGAAAAUGAGUCCGGACGCUUUUGUACAAGUUGCCCUGCAGCUUGCAUUUUUCAAGUGCAACGGAAGGCUGGUCUCCACGUAUGAGAGCGCGUCCAUCAGGCGCUUCCGAAAUGGCCGGGUAGAUAACAUUCGCUCGGCCACUGCUGAAGCAUUGGCCUUUGUCAAAUCCAUGACGGAUGACAGGACCGCUUACACCGAUAUAGAAAAAAUGAAAAGCCUGAGAGAUGCUGUUAAUGCCCAGACAAACUAUACCAUUGCAGCUAUUACAGGACUGGCAAUAGACAAUCAUCUCCUUGGACUACUGAAGAUCUCAAAGGAGCUCAACAUGGAGCGGCCGGAUAUCUUCUGCGAUGAGACCUAUCUGGCUAGUAACCAGUUCAUCCUUUCUACUAGCCAGGUGCCAACCACAGUGGAAAUGUUCUGCUGCUAUGGCCCGGUGGUGCCCAAUGGCUAUGGCGCCUGUUACAACCCGCAGCCGGAUCACAUUGUCUUCUGCGUGUCCAGUUUCUGGGAGAGCACGCAGACGAGUUCGGCCGUUUUCGUCAAAGCUCUGAAUGAGGGCCUGCUGGAAAUCAGGGACCUGUGCAACGCUGUGACCAAGGUGGCGCAAGACGGCUGUGGCCAGGGAGGUAGCCAGCCUCACAGAUCGGUGACAUAACUGAUGCUUUACUAACUUAAGCGCCGUCGACACUUGCACAUAUAUUGCCUCCGCAGUGUCUCACAAUUUGCUGUGGCUAUACGUGUCAUUUAUUUAUUUAUAUGUGGCACGCCUAAAAAGCGCACUGUUUACGUUCUGUUUAUGCAUUAAUUACACACCUGGCAUGCAAUUUGUGGCUGAAAAUGGUGCGCAUUGGCACGAAAUGACCACGCUCCCACACGACUUAUUAACACCUUGUCAAGUACUGUUUACGUUUAAUGGAUGACAAUAGUACACGCGACAAGCAUUGUUCCAUGCAUUAUGCAUUAUCAUCAUUAUUUGGUCCCACUGUGUCCCGUGUGACGGCACGCAACAGCAGGUUUCACCCCUAGCUUCAUUCAUUGCUGUAUUUGCAAGGCACCUACAAGAUGUUGAACUCCCAAGAAGAAAGAAGAAAGGUAAGUCUAUAUUUUAUCACAGCUGCAGAUAAAGAAUGUGCAAAGAGCAGGAAGGAGGCAAUAAACUUGAAACAAAAAGAUGCACAGAGAGGGUGGGACCGCGAAUUGCUGACUAGAACACAUCACUUUGGGCAUUAUGAUCAUUUAUUAACAGAAAAUCACAAGGAAGAUUCAAGAGGGUACAGAAACUACUUGUGAAAGAGGAGGUGGAAAAGUUAAUGCUUUCAUGUGAAUGAGGCACACUUUGAUACUCCCCACCCACAUUGUUUGCACACUGGUUGCAGUGCGUUCACACUGAAUUCAUGACUAGUUCGCAGAAAUUAUGUGUGCCACAAAUUUUGAACAUUCCAAAAUUUUCUUUGCACACUGGCACGCAGCCCCGUGAAGUUUACCACCAGUUUACUCACUGGCACGCCCUUGCCAAGCAAAAUUGCAUACCAUUGCACAGACAUGUGCGUGCAAGUGUAAACGAGGCUUUAAGAUUUUAGCUUUGUCGAGAUGGAUCAUUGUUGCAUGUGCAAUAGAUUCAUGUCACAUCAAGAUUCAAGGCCUUAACGUGACUCAUCACGUGACUUCUGUAUGUACAGUAAAUAUGAAUAUAUUUUACUGUGUAUUGUGUGUUUUGUGACCAGGCAGACCAACCAGUUUGCCAUUUUUAGGAAACUGAAGCCAUGUUCUCUUUACGGCAUCUCCUCUAUCAGACUGUGACUGACACGAGUGAUCCCGGUGUUCUCCGAUAUAUACAUUAUAGCGUAGUUCAUAUAAAGAGUAGUGUAGCAGGUAAACUAUUUCGCUGAGUGUUUGUUGACUAUUUGAACAUGACAAGAUCACAAAGGAAAGUUCCCAAAGAGGUUGUGUGCAGGUGAAGAUGCAAAUGCUAGCAUAUAAAAGCGUGGAUAAAUGUGUGGGAUAAUGUCAAGUCUUGAAUUGUGUAUGUCUGUUCUCCAUUAUAGCAAUAGACCUUUCAAGGAAAACUGCACUUUUUCUGGAAUUUUGCUCAUCAUCCACAAUCCUUAUGUGAGGCAUGGGCACACAUCUUUCUCUUUUCUGUGUUCCAAUUAUAUAAAGGCAGCUAAAAAUGCACGUAAUGGGACACACCCAUUCCGCCUAUGAAACCUUCUGAAAAAACCUGCAAAAACCUACAACAAUGCUCCAUUUACAUAAUGUGACCUGAAUAUUAACCAAGCUACAGCAACAUUGUUAUUAUUAUUGUUAUUAACGUUGUUAUGCUGAAGAACUACAUUACUGCCGUAGUGACACCUCGCAACACCACACCGGCUUAGCUACUAGCUUCACCACACAAUAGGAGUGUCCCAUUCCAUGCGUUAAUGAGAUGCACCUUUUUAGCUAUUUUUCUAUCCUUAGAACACAGAAAAGAGAAAGACGUGUGUUUAUGUCUCACAUAAGGAUUGUAGAUGAUGGACAAAAUUAAAAAAAAAGUGUAGCUUUCCUUUAAGCAGGGUAGAGUGUAAAAGUGGUAUAUGAGGCAAACCACUGUGUUUGUGUACAGGAUUUAGUUAUUUAUUUUUAAAUCUAGAGUCGUAAAGUUGGGUCAAUGUGCAAUAACAUACUGUAGAGAAGUGUAGUGAGGGUGUAUGUGCAAUUUGAUAUUUAUCUAGCUAUAUCAUAAUAAGGGAGCCCAUGUGCAAUAUUUAAUAGUCAUUUGUUGCAGGUAGUUUAAUGUUUGCUGUGCAGUGUGGUUGUUUUAAAUUAAUGUGGUUCAUGUUGUAGCAAAAGAAAGCUAUAACAGCACAGUGCAAUUGUCAUCAUGUCUACAUAUGAUGUUGCAAAGUGUCUGUGUAACUUGCUAUUUUAAUAUUUAUUGUUCAUCCAAUCAACAACAAAUGCAUGUUCAUUACAACUGUUCAAAUACUAUAUUGUGACAUAAAAUAUAUAUAUUAUUGAAUAUGCAGAAAAAGAACAAAAUGCUGCCUUAAUGUAAAGACAAAAGUAUUUUUAUCAUAUAGCCAAACAAAAAUAUAAUAAUAUAUAGUAUAUAGAACUGCUUAUUGGUAUUUUACAUGUGUUGUUGUAUUCAUAGUGAUGAGAACUAAAGAAUGUACUGUUUGUUGCAUAAAGGGAAUAAUAAUAUUCUGUAUCUGUAUUUUUAUUGCAAGGUGUAAGAAAAGAACAUUAACACAAACGUCUGUGAUGGCUGUGCAAUAGUAUUUUUUUUUAAUUAGUGUAUUAGGUGAUUAAGAUGUACUAUAAUACACAUCAACAACAAAAAUAAAAUU